UCGUCGAGCAGCAAGCACGUCGCUGUGUGUUGUCUUUAACCGCCGAUAACUUACGCAGAAUAUACGUUACACAUUCUCGUUCAAGAUAUCUCAUAACAAAAGGUGUUCCAGCUUGUGCGCGAAAAUUAACUGCCUUUGCAGUUGCAGUUUCACAUCAGUGUGCAAAGAACUAAACAUUGAAAAACAUUGAAAAGUGAAACAAAAAUUGAACAUUCUUCAUACAACUAAACAUGGAUAUAAACCGGUCGACGCUCAACAUUACUUAGUUGAUGGAUUUAUCUAGUGUGUUACAAUUGUGUGUGAAAAAUGUGCGAGUGCAAAGUUUUGGCGUAAACAACCGAUAAUUUUUUUCGUUUCGGAUUAUUCAGUGUGCGACUUUUGUGAAUUUUGUGAGUUUUUUCGGUGCCCGAGCGCAAAACAUGGAGUUUUCUCUGCUGUUCGUGCUAGCAUUAUGUGCUACAUUGACGACAGCGGAAGACAUUAAGGACACACGUGAGGGGGAGGAUGUGACGCUCGAGUGCCGCUUCCCGCCGCAGACGUCGCGCGGGUCGCCUACUUAUUAUUGGUCGAGGCACAACAAACAAAAUCAUGAUAAUGUCGCGAUUGCAGAUACUCCACUGGAUCCUAAUUACAAAUUAAAUUAUCAUCCUGAAAAGGGAAUCUACGAUCUGCUGAUUUCCAACACAAGUUACGAUCGCGACAAUGCGAAAUUCGAGUGUAAAGUGAAAGCGGGUGGUUCAGGUGCAAAUUUGCACGCGCAGGGUUACACCCUGACGGUUUUGACAGCGCCACAUUCACCCCAAGUUACCCCCGGAACGAUCGUCACCACCACCGAGGGCAAACGACAGGAAUUGACCUGUUCCAGCGAUGGCGGUUCACCGGAUCCUAUCGUCAGAUGGUAUCGUCAAGGAUCAACUUAUCCGUUGGAAGCCGCGUUAAAGAAUGGUGGAUCUAGGGACCAUCCAACCACGGCGACGUUGUCCCUAACACCGUCGAAGGACGAUGAUAAUGCUGAAUUUCGAUGCGAGGUGUGGAAUCGCGCGAUGCCUGACGGACAAAAACUGGAAACUGCUGUCACACUCAGCGUUAACUAUUUUCCAAGAGUAGAAGUAGGACCUGAAAACCCUCUUCGUGUUGAACGUGACUCAAUGACAACAUUGCAAUGCACCGUGGAUGCUAAACCAAUGGUGACCACUGUUCGUUGGACCCGCAAUGGCCGCCAUAUUAGCACUAAGACCAAUCAUGUUUUACAUCGUGUAAGCAUCCAAGAUGCUGGUAACUACACAUGCUCAGCUGAUAACAAUCUCGGAAAAGUUGGAGAGAAAGAAAUUUCUCUUGAUGUUCUUUAUGCGCCAAUUGUGGUUCUUGAGGCGAAGACCCGGGAAGCCGAGGAAGGUGAAGCUGUAACCAUCAGAUGCAACGUCACUGCUAACCCUGCUCCACUCACAAUCGAAUGGGUCAAAGAUGGUAAACCUGAUUUUAGACAAACUGGUGAUACCCUUCGAAUCAGUUCUGUGACAGCUGAACAUUCUGGCACUUACAUAUGCAGAGCAGUUAAUGUAAUCACUCCUAGUGCUUUACCUCUGCGUAGAACAGAAAAAGUAGGCAAUUCUUCAAUUGCUUUACUGAUUAGACACAAACCAGGCAAGGCGAGGAUAACACCUGAUAAACCUAUUGCAACUGAAGGUUCCCCGGUGACUUUAACAUGUACAGCUACACCUCCUGGUUGGCCAGCACCUCAAUAUAGAUGGUUCCGCAUGGGUAACGAUAACCAACCUUUGGUGGUAGGCACCAGUACAAAAUACAUCAUCUCCCAAGCACAGAUCUCCAACGAAGGGAUAUAUAAUUGCCAGGCUACCAAUGAACUAGGACCUGGAGAAGUGUCAUCCAUCAAUUUGGAAGUCUACCAACCACCAUCUUUCAAGAUUAAGCUAAAACCACUUGAAACUAAGCGAGUGGGAGAUUCUGAUUUUUCGAUUACAUGUUCAGCUAAGGGUAAACCGAAACCAGUUGUAAAGUGGUUGAAAGACGAUGAUGAGUUGACCGCAGAUGUUAACCUAUUUGAAGUUAAGACGGAAUUAACCGAGAGUAGUAAUGGUGCAGUCAGUGUCCAGAGCACGUUAAGGUUCAAAGGAAAAGCGCGUCCUAAUGGAAAUGAGUUGUUACCAGCUGAUCGUGGUGUUUACGCUUGUGUCUUUGAGAAUGAAGUGAAAAAAGCGGAAUCCAGUAUGCAUCUUCGUAUUGAACAUAAACCAAUCAUUUUACAUCAAUACAACAAAGUAGCCUAUGACCUGCGUGAAACCGCCGAGGUUGUUUGUAAAAUCCAAGCGUAUCCCAAACCUGAAUUCAAAUGGUUCUACGGAGCAAACUCCUCCCCAUUGUUGACUUCAUCCGAGGGUCACUAUGUCAUUAAUAAUUCCGCCGAUGAUAACGAUGUCUACACCUCAAUUCUGCGGAUAUCCAACAUCAAACAUCAAGAUUACGGCGAAUACAACUGUCAGGUCAUCAAUAGUUUAGGCCGCAUUGAUGCCAAGAUCCGCUUGCAAAAGAAGGGUGCCCCUGAGAAACCCACGCAUGUGACCGCACUCCACAUUGGACACAAUUACGUAACCCUCAAUUGGGAGCCGGGAUUCAAUGGCGGCAUUGCCAAUACGAAAUAUUUCGUCUCCUACAAAAAGGUACCCAGCAACGAUAACAUUGUGAUCAAAGGAUGUGGUCAGGUGACAAAGGCGGCCGAUUGGUCCGAAGCCGAUUGCAAGCAGAACGUCCCCUGCAAUGUGUCGCAUCUUGAUCAACAUCAGAACUACGUGUUCAAGGUGAAGGCAUUGAAUACGCAAGGUCAAAGCGACAACUCGGCGGAAAUUGCUGUUACGACCAGAGUCGAUAGAAUCCCAAUUCCGCAGAGAGUCGCAUACGAUUCCAGCUCGCACUCGUUGACGAUUAACAUCCCCAUGAGUUGUUUACCCUUGAUUGCGGUGGUUGAAUCACUCACUCACGAUUUGCCAAUACCCGCAUGGCAGCCGGUGGAUACUUUGAACGUUGAAGUGUCGGGUGUUACACCAACUUAUAAGGAAACCAAUCUUGAGAAACUCAUCGCACGCUUGCAACACAACAAAGGAAUUGGAAGAAGUUUGGUUGAUGAACCCAUUGGAGUUAAUGACGAUUAUGCAUCCCGAGUGAGGGUCAAGUUUUGCCUCACAACGCAUCAUGAACAUUGUGGGGAUUAUGUCGAAGCUGAACCAGGACAUGCCUAUAUUAAAGAAGCUUCCGCAUUAGCCACGCCUACACUGAUUGCCAUCGUAGUAUCCUGUAUCGUUUUUGUUCUGUUCGUUGGGCUUUUAUUAAUGUUCUGUCGCUGCAAACGAAACCAAACUAAAAAGACGCAAACUAAAGACUAUGAAACGGACUCGGUGCGGCCUACAAUUGUAACUGCUCAAAAUCAAGCUCCACCUCCGUACUACCCUUCAACUGGGAUGGAGAACAAAGCGCUGGAACACUCUCUGGAUUUGGCGCUUGCUAUGGAGGAACAAAAGAGUGUCUACGCCACACAAAACGGUUAUGGCUAUCAUGUAGCUAAUCCUGAUAUCCAACCAAGACCUAAUAUUAAUAAUGGUGAUUGGCCGAAUAUGGGUUAUCUUGAAAACAGCUACUCGAAUUCGAAUAAUGGCGGUAGUGUCAACUCGCAAGAUUCAUUAUGGCAGAUGAAAAUGGCGGCGGCUGCAAAUAACUCUGUGAAUCAAAUGCCACAACAUAUGAAUGUUGACAGACAGAAUUCGUACGGUUAUGAUCCGAUUGCGCAUGGUGGUUACGGUGCAGUGGAUGACUAUGCUCCAUAUCCGCAUAUUACGACUCAGAGCCAACAUGGCGACGAUUACAUGCGCAACAGUAACAAUCCUUCCAGGCAGGACUAUUGCAGUGAUCCUUAUGCAGCUGUCCAUAAGCCAAAGAAACGUAUUGAACAACAUAUAGAUUCGCCAUAUCAUGAUGUGAGCGGCCUACCAGAUCCCUUCAUGGAUCAGCAAAUGGAGGACGAAAAACCACCGCAGCUAAUGUCGCUCAACUACGAAGAGAGCCUGGAGAGCGGAUAUUCGACGCCGAAUUCGCGAACGAGGCGCGUGAUACGCGAGAUUAUCGUUUAAGAGCCGCCGUAGAUAUUAAUUCGUAACAUUUACGAACCCUACACGAACGAAGUACGAAUGACACGAAACGAACGCGAAUGUGAUCGCGAAUUUAAUCGAUGUGAGUGCUAUUAAUGUUAAAUUACGAAAGAAACUGAACGACGCGAUUAAUUUAUCUCUCUUCACGUGUACCUGAAGAUUCAGUGCGUGCGUAUGUGUUGAUUUUAGCUUUUAACUUAAGCAAACAAACUUUCAAAGACUUUGAAUAAUUUUACGCACACACACACUCACACACAAACACGAAGUUUGCGAAGAGAAGAGAAGCAAUUUUUAAAUGUAACGUGAUAAAAGUGAUUCGUGACUUUUAUUUGUUUUAGUUGUAAUCUAUGUAAGAUUUUGCGUAGGUUACUUUCGCAGGAGGAUGCCGCCAUUUUUGUCAACAUUGUGUCGUGAGUAAGUUAACAACACCCACACACACAAAUACUCUUGAAAACGAAAAAUAUCAAAUAUCAAUAUUAGCGAAUGUGAUCGAAAUAUAUUGCCGAAGCAAUACAUUAAAAUAGUUUAAAUUCUUUCUAUAAAUUUGAUGUUUUGUUUUGUAAUUUUCUGCUUUUCGUAUUUUUAUGACUGCACUGCCAUUAGCACACGCACACUCUCGACAACGAAUUUUCGCGUUUAAUUUUAAUUAUUUUUAGAGUCGAUUGCGUAAUUUUAAUGAAAAUCGCGUUGUUGGAUUAAUUUUAAGUAGGCGUAAUUUUUGAUCUGUGCCAAAAUGGUAUUUUAUUUAUUGUAUAACAAACUACGUUUUAGUUACAAAUAAUUUAAUUAGAUUUAAGAGAACCGAUUGUGUUUGGAAUGCAAUGAAAUGAAGGAAUUGUCAUAAAAAUACGAAAAACACGUUAGAUUCAACAAAACAAGAUGCUACUGAAUGCUAAUUUACUGAAAACAAGAGAAUAAUGAUCAAGUACGCUUGUUAAUCUUUUGUUUUUCGUUCCAAUUUGCUUGUUUGCAAUUACGUGAUCAUUAACGAAUCUAAAUACGAAAUCCAUCCUGAGAAAGCUUAACGUUUUAAGACGAUAUCGACUGCCAUUUUUAUAUUAAUCUACCUAGGCAUCAAACUACAUCACACACAACAGAGACACAUACAUAAAUAGCAAAUUUAUUAAAUUUAUUGAUUGAUCUCAUGACAAAACUAAACAAAAAGCAAUUUUAACAGAAUAACAAAUAUUUACAAAUGUUUUAAACAAUUGACUAUGAGAGAAAGACGGAGAUAGAGAAAGAGAGAGAUAUAGUGGCUAUAUUUUGUUGAUUUUCUUUUAUUUACAAUUUUAAAAGAAUCUAUUUUUUGCACGAUGAUGACGAAUUGAAUUGAUUUGCUAACUAAUUGAUAAUGAACGUAGGAACAAAGUAAAAAUAAAAACAGAAACGUGUGUAAUAUAUUUAUAUCCCUUCUGCGUAAUGUAUACUUUAUAACUUUAUCUACUUAAUUAAUAUCGACUACUUAAUUAACUCGUCGUUAAGAGCAUACAUAGAAUAUUUUUGUAAAUAUCGAUGCGCCUCGUGUGUAAUAACUGUAUCAUUUUUCUUUUAAUUUAAUUGUUGUGAGUUGUGAGCAACGUUUUUUAUUUGUUGUCGAACCGCCAUUUUGAAUGCAUGUGAGACGCGUGCACGAUGAUGAAAGACUGUGAUUUGCUGCGAAUGCGAUUUUGUACUUAACUCUAAAACAUUAUGCUUAGAUUCACACAGCAGUUUAUUUUGGCAGCUGUCACAACUGUCAAUUGUAUUAUUACGACGUGUUUCGAUCGAUAUAAAUAAGUAUAUAAAUAUAUAUAGAUAGGUAUAUAUUGAAUCCUUGUGUUGUGUACAUACUGAAAACGAUAUUUGUAAAAUUUAAGUGAUUAACGAAUUACGAUACUAAAAAUGAGAAAAAACGGAACAGAUAUUAAAUACAUAUAAAAUGCAUCUAAAGAAGAUUUUAAGAGACAAAUGAAUAUGAUACGAUAUGAUAAAAAUAUGAUAUGACAUUGAUGAUACAUAUAUCUAUCGCAAUUUUUAUUGUAUUUUUGAUUUUUGUAAAUAAAUGUAUGUUUAUUAAA
Dalotia coriaria is the source of this 6214-nucleotide messenger RNA. RefSeq names its product hemicentin protein echinoid (gene ed). Bases 420 to 4139 code for a protein of 1239 amino acids. The record is from RefSeq and is a predicted model, not a curated record. The transcript is spliced from 9 exons. Gene Ontology annotation, molecular function: cell adhesion molecule binding. Lineage: Eukaryota; Metazoa; Arthropoda; Insecta; Coleoptera; Staphylinidae. Gene Ontology annotation, cellular component: cell-cell junction; plasma membrane. Gene Ontology annotation, biological process: cell-cell adhesion.